ACUGUGAACCAGAUGUUGAAAAGAUGACCAUUUAUCUUUGGAUCAUACUCUUCUUGGCACAAAGUAGUAGAGCAAUCCAUGGACUCCUGUUCACCAAGAACCCCACCAACCUCACGGUAACCCAGGGCAACAUGGCUCGCCUGGGUUGUUCCAUCGAGGGCCUGAGUGAGCCGGAGAUCGUGUGGAUGAAGGACGGAGAGAAGCUGUACAGCACAGACCAGAUGUACAUCACCGUGGAGCAACACCACUGGGAGACCUUCCACAGUGUGAAGUCUGUCCAGCAGCAGGAUGCGGGGAAGUACUGGUGUGAGGUAGAGUUCCAUGGCUUGACCAUCUCCUCUGAGCCCGCCUGGAUAACAGUAGAGGGUGUCCCCCACUUUAUACUUGAGCCCCAAGAUGUAGCCACAUUCCCUGGGGUGCCCUUUAACCUGACGUGUGCUGCUGUGGGCCCCCCGGACCCAGUGGAGGUGGUCUGGUGGCUGGGGGGAGUACGGAAGGUUGAUGUCACUUCCUCGCCAUCUGUACUCCAUGUUAACGGUGUGAAUAACAGCAUCAAGUUCUACUGUGAAGCCAAGAAUGCCAGAGGUAUCUCAGUAUCGCGAACAGGCACUGUGCACAUUAAAGUCCUCCCAGCAGCCCCUAAAGGUGUGCAGGUGGUCCAUGUGGUGGAGAACAAUGUCACGCUGGCCUGGAGCCCUGGCUUCACUGGACACUCUGACCCGUCAGUCUGCACCAUCCAGAUGUCUAAGAACUCUGGGAGGAAGGUGGAACUUCCGGACCAGCGUGUAAAGGUUCCACCAUUCCAACAGAUCCUCAGUGGGCUGAACUGCUACUCCAACUACAGCGUUAGAGUGUGCUGUGACAAUGAGGUUGGGACCUCCCCAUUCUCUGGCUGGCUGGAGUUUCAGACACCAGAAGCAGUGCCCUCUGCUGCCCCCCGGAACCUGACCUUUGACCUAACAGAGCAGCAGCUGUCCCUGAACUGGGCGACCUUGGAGGACGAGGAGCUGCAGGGGAAACUGAUGGCCUACAAAGUCCAGUGGAACCUGGGAAAAGAAGGACAGGAGGCUCUGUUCUUUAAAGAGAAUGUGGCCCACCUGUCUGGUGGAGGUCGUUUCUUCAACGCCACCUUCCAGGUGUCAGCGUGUACAGGUGCUGGUUGUGGGCCCUGGAGCCAGCCUGUACUUGUCAUGCCCACCUCAGCAGUGGCAGCCCAGAUGCAGAGAGGCCAUAUGUGGGUGGGUCUUCUGUUGGGCCUGCUGGUGGCCACAAUGGUGGGGCUUCUCUUGACAGUCCUAGUGCAUCGCAGAGGGAAGGAGACACCGUUUGGGUCUGUGUUCAAACCCCCAGGGACUGAGAGCAUGGUCUCCUUCACUGCAGCCAGGUCAUUCAACAGGACCUGCCCAGAGCUCCCAGAACUCAGCUUGGACAGCUUGGGUAUCAAUGACGAUCUAAAGGCCAAACUGCAAGACGUCCUGAUCCCAGAAAGACUACUGACCCUCGGACACAUGUUGGGAAAAGGUGAGUUUGGCUCAGUGCGUGAGGCCUUCCUAAAGAUGGAGGACAGUACUGUACAGAAGGUUGCAGUGAAGGUGCUCAAAACGGAUAUCAACUCAUCAUGUGAUAUUGAACAGUGCCUGAAGGAGGCUUCUCAUAUGAAGGACUUCGAUCAUCCUAAUGUCAUCCAGCUCAUUGGAGUGAGUUUGCACAGACGGCCUCAGCAACGGUUGCCCAUCCCCAUGGUUAUCCUGCCAUUCAUGAAGCACGGGGACCUUCACACAUUUCUGCUCUUGUCCCGCCUUGGAGAUGAGCCCUUUACAGUGUCACUGCAGAUGCUCAUACAGUUCAUGUUGGACAUCGCUCGUGGAAUGGAGUACCUGAGCAAUAAAAACUUCAUACACAGAGAUCUGGCUGCGCGCAACUGCAUGCUUAGUGAAAACUUGACAGUCUGUGUGGCAGACUUUGGCCUGUCAAAGAAAAUCUACAGUGGCGACUACUACAGACAAGGAUCUGUCUCAAAGCUGCCUGUCAAGUGGAUAUCUCUGGAGAGUCUUGCUGACAAUGUCUACACUACUCAGAGUGAUGUGUGGGCGUUUGGAGUCACCAUGUGGGAGAUCAUGGCACGGGGGCAGACCCCUUACCCUGGGGUGGAGAACUCAGAAAUCUACGAGUACCUCAUCAAGGGAGAGAGGCUCAAACAGCCACCUGACUGCCGAGACGACAUUUACGAGAUCAUGCAUAGCUGCUGGAGCCCUGUUCCCAAGUGCCGCCCCAGUUUCCAGCACCUGAUUGACCAGCUGGAGAGGCUGUGGGCCAGCCUAUCCCCAGGGCGUAGCUGUAUUAAGGAGGCCCUUCUCUACGUUAACCUGGAGAAUGACAAGGUGGAGCAGGGCGCAGGGGCACUGGGCACAGGGUCAGCAAUGCCCUGGCAGUGUGUGGGGAUGGAGGAAGAUGAAAAAGACUGGCUCAUGGUGUCUUCUGGGGUAGCUCUGGCUAUCGGUGGAGACUACCGCUACAUCAUUGGCCCUACCUGUAAUAGCAAUGAAGAGGAGGACGGUGGGAGGCAGGUUGACUCGAUGGAUACCUUGCAGCAAGAAGUUAGGGAUGAGAAAUAUGAAGACACGUUCAUUAAUGUGUGAUUUUAUAUUUCGACCACCAUGCUGCCUCCCCUGCCCUGACCGCAACUGACCUUGUGUACAGAUUUCACAGACUGGCAAAUUGGUUGUGGUGGGUUGGUCACUCACUACUGCCUUCCAGUGAAGUUUCUGAAAACAAAUGGCUGCUCACCAGCAUUACUUAAUGGAGCAAAAUUGGAUUGAAGUGCAUAUCUUACUGAACUUUUCUACCCAUUUUAUUGCAAGUUAUUCUGUGUAUUUUUGUACUUUAAACUAAAUGACUUCACACCCAGA
This is a messenger RNA of Coregonus clupeaformis (lake whitefish), 2909 nucleotides long. RefSeq names its product TYRO3 protein tyrosine kinase (gene tyro3). The record is from RefSeq and is a predicted model, not a curated record. Gene Ontology annotation, biological process: nervous system development; cell migration; positive regulation of kinase activity. The coding region runs from base 24 to 2639 and encodes 871 amino acids. The transcript is spliced from 19 exons. Gene Ontology annotation, cellular component: signaling receptor complex. Gene Ontology annotation, molecular function: transmembrane receptor protein tyrosine kinase activity; ATP binding; protein binding. Lineage: Eukaryota; Metazoa; Chordata; Actinopteri; Salmoniformes; Salmonidae.